Molecule: messenger RNA, 2851 nt
Organism: Cyprinus carpio (common carp)
Lineage: Eukaryota; Metazoa; Chordata; Actinopteri; Cypriniformes; Cyprinidae
Gene: nrg2a
Product: pro-neuregulin-2, membrane-bound isoform
Biological process (GO): nervous system development; intracellular signal transduction; animal organ development
Molecular function (GO): signaling receptor binding
Source: RefSeq, a predicted model, not a curated record
GUAUAUCUUCAAGGGUCCUAGAGCAGUGUGUGGGGGAGAGAUCCACCAGGGGUCAGCUUUACAGAUCAGCUGAGGUGUGGAUUCUGUAAUCUGCUCUCCUGCUGCCCUGAGACUCCGGGAGAGAGGUGGAAAGGGACAGAGCCAAGAGGUGCAGGUGAGCCAGAAAGGCCUGAGCUCUGUGGUGUCUCCAAGCACCAACUCCAGGGCCUGGAAGACACGGAAAGGUCUAAAGCUCCAGGCAGGGAAUAGUUAAUUGCUUGACAGCUAUGGGAAAUGCCUCCCUUUGCUCCCUCCCUUUCUUUCCCUCCCCUUCUCUCUCUCCCUCUCUCUCUUUUCCACUGUCUUUGCUUCUCUAUUUUUUUCUCUCUCUCACCAUGCUGUAAGUAGGUGUUUCCUGUGUGAUGUGAGAGAGUGAGUGUAUAUAGGAGCCCAAAAUCUUUGACAAGUUCAGAGUUUCGAGUGCGCCAGUCACACUCCCAAUAGGACUAAUUGUAUUUUCUUUCCAUUGUGGAUUUACAUUUUUCACUUUUAUUUUGGUACUGACACAAUGUCAGAGGGUAAGAAGAGGGAACGGAAUGGGAAAAAAAGAGAAGGAAAGAAAGGACGCAAGGAGAGCAAAGAUCCCACACAAGCUGCUCCUCCCUCACUGAAGCGCAUGAAAAACCGUGUGUCUGUGGGCGAAGGAAGCAAGCUGAUUGUGAGGUGUGGGGCCUCUGGCAACCCCACCCCGCAGUACAAGUGGUACAAAGAUGGCACUGAACUGAAGAAGAGCAAAGAGAUCAAAAUUUCCAGGAAUGGCAAGAAAACUUCCAAAGUUCAGAUCAGCAGUGCAAAGCUGGAGGAUUCUGGGAAUUACACAUGUGUGGCAGAGAAUAUUCUGGGGAAGGAGAAUGGCACCAGUACAGUGCACGUACAAAGCAUAACCACAACGUUAUCACCGGGCUCCGGCCACGCCAGAAGAUGCAACGAGUCAGAGAAGGCGUACUGCGUGAAUGGCGGCGACUGUUACUACAUACAUGGUAUAAAUCGGCUAUCCUGCAAGUGUCCAAAUGACUUUACUGGUGAUCGCUGUCAAACCUACGUUAUGGCCAGUUUCUACCAGUCUCUUGGGAUUGAAUUUAUGGAGGCAGAGGAGCUCUAUCAGAAGAGAGUCCUGACAAUCACCGGCAUCUGUGUGGCUCUUUUGGUGGUGGGCAUAGUCUGUGUGGUGGCCUACUGCAAAACCAACCUCCCCCCCAGGAAACAGAGGAAGAAGAUGCACAAUCAUCUGAGGCAGAACAUUUAUGUGGAUCAUCCCAACCGCAACCUGGCCAACGGACCUAAUCACCCAGGACCUGGUCCUGAGGAGAUACCCAUGGUAGAUUAUAUCUCCAAAAAUGUACCGGGGACUGAGAGAGUCAUUGGACACGGAGCAGAGGCACCUUUUCCUGGCAGCCGGCAGUCUUCCAGAUCCCACAACUCCUCCACCCAAGCUCAUUUAAUCUCCACUCACAGACAUGAAGGGAGAACGUGGAGUCUGGAGCGAACAGACAGCGUCCUCUCCGACUGUCCUUCCGGCAUGAUGUCGUCCUCAGUGGGGACCAGUAAAUGCAACAGUCCUGCGUGCAUGGAGGCUCGGGCCAGGCGUGCCGCACACUGUGGCUUUACUGAGCCCCACCGGCCGGCCCUGCAGUACGGCGACUCUUUCGACUCGCUUGGGGACUCUCCGCAUAGCGACAGGUACGUGUCAGCGCUGACCACUCCGGCUCGCCUGUCUCCCGUGGACUUCCAUUACUCACUGCCUCCGCAGGUGCCUACCUUCCAGAUCACGUCUCCCAACGUCAGCCACGCCAUGUCUCUGCCUCCCGCUGCCCAUGCUCCCUAUCCGCCGGAGGAGGACCAGCCACUGCUGCGGCGCUACCAGGUGCCCCUUCACGAGGUGCGGGGCCACGAGCCCUACCGGCAGCAGCAGCGUGGCAGCUACCUGCGAGACAGCACCGGCAGCCUUCCAUCCAGCCCCUACCGGCUGGCUCAGGAGGAAGACUAUGAGAGCACCCAGGAGUACCUCUCCUCGAUGGAGCAACCAAAGAGAAGCAGUCGGCACUGGCGCAGGUCCAGACUCAACUGCCACGUGGCGCCACACGGCUACCAGCCCUCCCGGGACUUAGGCUCACGCAGCUGCCUGUCGGACAGUGACUCAGAGGAGGAGGAAGGUGAGAGCACGCCCUUCCUCAGUAUGCAGAACAUGAAUGCCGCCGAGCCCGUCACCCUCUACAGGCCCGUGCCCGACAUGCAGACUUCUCACGCCCAGAGGGGGCGGCACGGGCCUCGCGCCAACACACAGACCAGACUGACGCAGUCGCGCUCCAAACUGGACAAUGCACCCCACUAGAGAGACCGCCACCUAUCCACAAAAACCAAUCUACUAUAGACAUGCACCUAUAAGAAAUAUUUUUAUUUUAUAUAACUGACAGAUAUUAUAAACAAAUGAAAUAUUUAUUUUCAUUUUAGCAAAAGUUGUCUACUAGUUAACAGCAAAGACUUUUUUUAUAGGGAAAACUCUAUUUAUAUGUACAUUUUGAUUUACAGCAUAAAAAAUAUGUGCCAAUUUUUUCACUACUUAAAAAAAAAAAUAGAGUAAUAUUGUGGUGCCUUUUGCUGUAUGCUGAGGGCCAGAGGGCCAGUGGAGUUUUUUGUAGCCUUUCUUAUAUGGACGCCUCAUUUUUUAUACUCGUUUACUCUUUUGUUGUCUCUUUUUGGCCUUUUUUCCUUACUUUCCUUUCCAGGUUGUGUUCUUUUGGGAGCUGACCCCCAUUUGAACUGUGACAUCCACCCUUCCCACCGUCAUGCAAUAUAAACCACUCUAACAUAA